AUGUCUUACUACAUCAAGGAAUCCACUGGUGUUGACGAGGCGUCUAUCGCUGGUUCCAAGGAACAGCCAUUCAAGACCCCAGCAUUUGCGCUUUUUGCUCACUACCAAGCCGCUGAUGCCGAUGCUGCGGAACCAAAACUGUUUGUUUCAAAGGUUGAUGAAAACGGUGUUGAAGAAUAUCUAGAAAUCAGUGCAUCUGCUCUGAAGAAGGCCAAGAAGGGCUGUGAAGGUUUGAAGAAGAAGGCUGUCAAGCAAAAAGAAUUGCAGGAAAAGCAAGAGCAACAACGUGUUGAUAACGCUUCGAAGCAAAUGGCUGCCUUGGACAUUUCCAUUGAAGAGGAUAAAUCGCUUGCACCAGCGAAGAAGUCCAAGAUCGACAGAUCAUACUCCAUGAUCGGCGAAAGAGUGAAGAUUUCUGGUUGGAUCCAUAGAUUCCGUUCCAACAAAAAGGUUGUUUUCGUUGUCCUAAGAGACGGUUCAGGGUUCAUUCAGUGUGUCUUGACUGGUGAUCUAGCUUUGGCCAAGCAAACCGUCGAACUUACUCUAGAAUCUACCGUGACUCUAUACGGUACCGUGACAAAGUUGCCUGAAGGUAAGAGUGCACCAGGUGGCGUUGAGCUGGUUGUCGAUUAUUACGAAGUUGUUGGUUUGGCACCAUCCGGUGAAGAGUCCUUUAGCAACAAGAUCACCGAGGAUGCAGACCCCUCGCUUCUGCUAGAUCAGAGACAUUUGGCCCUGAGAGGUGAAACCUUGUCAGGUGUUAUGAAGGUUCGUGCCGCUCUACUGCGCGCCAUUAGACGCGUUUACGUUGAGGAAGGUUUGACAGAAGUCACCCCCCCAUGUAUGGUCCAAACCCAAGUUGAAGGUGGAUCCACCUUGUUCAAGUUGGAUUACUACGGCGAAGAGGCUUUCUUGACCCAGAGUUCACAACUGUAUUUGGAAACCUGUCUACCAGCACUAGGUGAUGUUUACUGUGUGCAGGAAUCUUUCCGUGCGGAAAAAUCACACACCAGAAGACAUCUUUCUGAAUACACGCACAUUGAGGCUGAAUUGGCCUUUUUGACGUUUGAGGAACUAUUGGAACAUAUUGAAACGCUGUUGGUGAAAUCUGUCAAGUAUGUCUUGGAAGACCCAGUGGCAGGUCCAAUCGUCAAGCAGUUGAACCCUGACUUCGUCCCCCCACAGGCCCCAUUCAAGAGACUAGAGUACAAGGAUGCUAUAGAAUGGUUGAGAGAACACCAAAUCUUGAACGAAGAGGGUAAAGAAUUUGAGUUUGGUGACGAUAUCGCUGAAGCUGCCGAAAGAAAAAUGACCGAUACUAUCGGUGUUCCAAUCUUGUUGACGAAGUUCCCAGUCGAGAUUAAGUCUUUCUACAUGCCUCGUUGCAAGGACGACCCAAGAGUCACUGAAUCUGUCGAUGUUUUGAUGCCAACUGUCGGUGAAAUCACCGGUGGUUCCAUGAGAAUUAACAACAUCGAAGAGCUAAUGGCCGGCUUCAAGCGUGAGGGCAUCGAUCCAAAGCCUUACUAUUGGUUCAUUGACCAGAGAAAAUACGGUACCUGCCCACACGGUGGUUACGGUUUGGGUACAGAGCGUAUCUUGGCCUGGUUAUGUAACAGAUACACUGUCAGAGACUGUUCCUUGUAUCCUCGUUUCAGCGGUAGAUGCAAGCCAUAG
Huiozyma naganishii CBS 8797 is the source of this 1677-nucleotide messenger RNA. RefSeq names its product asparagine--tRNA ligase DED81 (gene DED81). The record is from RefSeq and is a predicted model, not a curated record. Gene Ontology annotation, biological process: asparaginyl-tRNA aminoacylation. Lineage: Eukaryota; Fungi; Ascomycota; Saccharomycetes; Saccharomycetales; Saccharomycetaceae. The transcript has a single exon. Gene Ontology annotation, molecular function: ATP binding; asparagine-tRNA ligase activity; nucleic acid binding. Bases 1 to 1677 code for a protein of 558 amino acids. Gene Ontology annotation, cellular component: cytoplasm.